Erigeron canadensis is the source of this 1429-nucleotide messenger RNA. RefSeq names its product ADP-ribosylation factor GTPase-activating protein AGD12-like. Bases 179 to 1219 code for a protein of 346 amino acids. The record is from RefSeq and is a predicted model, not a curated record. NCBI's taxonomy places the organism in Eukaryota, Viridiplantae, Streptophyta, Magnoliopsida, Asterales, Asteraceae. The transcript has 10 exons. Gene Ontology annotation, molecular function: GTPase activator activity; phospholipid binding.
UUUCAUUCAUAUAUCAUACACUUCUCUUCAUUUUCAUCAUCAUAUCGUUCUUUCCUUCCAACUCACCAAAAAGAAGAGCAUAUUAUUUGUCUAAUUCAGUCAGCUAAUCUAAUAGAAAAACUUUUUUUUAUAUUUAAUAUUGUAGAGAGAGUCGGGAGCUUUCGAGGCCAUAAAAAGAAUGAGUCAACCAUCAUCAACUGGAAAACCAUCUUCUGGGAUUCGAACCUGGGUGGUGUUCCCACCAAGUCGCUUUUUAAGGGGUAACAACACAAGAUUGAAACACCUAUUGCAGCAACCUGAUAAUCGAACUUGUGCUGAUUGUGGUGCACCUGACCCUAAGUGGGCAUCAUCCAACAUUGGAGUGUUUAUCUGCUUAAAGUGUUGUGGGGUGCACCGAAGUCUCGGUGUUCAUAUUUCGAAGGUCUUAUCAGUGACAUUGGAUGCAUGGACUGAUAACGAAAUUGAUGCAAUGAUUGACGUAGGAGGAAAUGCAUCUGCAAAUUCAAUAUAUGAAGCAUAUAUUCCUAAAGGGAUUUCCAAGCCUGGGCCAAAUGUUAAUCAAGACCAGCGUUCAAAUUUUAUCAGGUCAAAGUAUGAGCUUCAAGAUUUCUUGAAACCUAGUUUGAGGAUCUUAUCAAGUAAUUCUAGCUCUCUGAUAUCAAGUUUGUCCAGAAAGAAUAUUGACAGUAGUCCGAGUAGAAAGAUUGCCAACAGUAUUCCAAGUACUAAAGGCAUGGUCGAAUUUAUCGGUGUCUUAAAAAUCACAGUGGUAAAAGGCACCAAUCUUGCUGUUCGUGACAUGCUAUCUAGUGAUCCCUAUGUUAUCCUUACACUAGGUCAACAGGCCCAAACGAAAGUACAAAAUAGCAACUUGAAUCCAGUUUGGAACGAGGAGCUUAUGCUUUCCGUUCCUGAGAAUUAUAAGCCUGUUAAACUGCAAGUAUUUGAUCAUGAUACGUUUUCAGCUGAUGACAUAAUGGGGGAAGUAGAAAUCGAUAUUCAGCCGUUAAUAACCUCUGCAAUGGCAUUUGGGGAUGCUGGUAUAUUGGGCAAUAUGCAGAUAGGGAAAUGGUUAAAGUCACAUGACAAUGCAUUAUUAGAAGAUAGUAUUGUGAACAUCAUCGACGGUAAAGUGACCCAAGAGGUUAGACUUAAACUCCAAAAUGUCGAAUCUGGAGAAAUCGAAUUACGAAUAGAGUGGGUGCCCCUUGGACAGUAACUAUGCAUAACUUACAAGAGAAACCUUUUGUAAGUAACAUGUUUCAUACUUAAUAGUCGGUACUUAAUUACUCUCUUUGAUUUAUUUUUCAGAAAUAAGAAAGUUAAAUACGAGUUCAUUGUUGUAAGUAUGUUAUGACUAAUUUACAUUGUAUCUAAACAUUAAAGUUUAAAUUUAAAAAGCUAUUCGUGUCACGGUUUGAAAUCAAAA